Plectropomus leopardus (leopard coralgrouper) is the source of this 1337-nucleotide messenger RNA. It is a transcript of the gene ube2d2l, whose product is annotated as ubiquitin-conjugating enzyme E2D 2 (UBC4/5 homolog, yeast), like. NCBI's taxonomy places the organism in Eukaryota, Metazoa, Chordata, Actinopteri, Perciformes, Serranidae. The record is from RefSeq and is a predicted model, not a curated record.
GUGUGAAACGGAAGACAUUUUGAGCCGCUGCGGUCGGUCCGGUCCGUUAUUCUGGUGUCAGCCUGAAGUCCGGGCUGACGUGCUGGAGAGUCAGUCUCCAGACUCGAGCUGGAAACCCCCCAAAACACGGAGAUUUAACCGGAGAAAUAAGACGACAGUUGUAGUUUAAUAACCGGCGUAUGUGUAGCACAGAUAGUUAGCCUCGAGCCAGCCUACAAAAGCUAGCAAAGUCCUAGAUGCUAGUGAGUUAGCGUCACCUAGCUGGCCUGCCCUCCUCCUCCACCUCCUCCUCCACCUCGACAGCAGCAGACACAAUGGCUUUAAAACGAAUUACCAAGGAGCUAACUGAUCUGUCCAGAGAUCCUCCGGCUCAGUGCUCUGCUGGACCUGUCGGUGAAGACAUGUUUCAUUGGCAAGCUACUAUUAUGGGGCCUCCUGACAGUCCCUAUCAGGGCGGCGUAUUUUUCCUGACAAUUCAUUUCCCCACAGAUUAUCCCUUCAAACCACCCAAGGUCGCCUUCACAACAAGAAUUUAUCACCCAAAUAUUAACAGUAACGGCAGCAUCUGCUUGGAUAUAUUGAGAUCACAGUGGUCUCCCGCAUUAACUAUCUCUAAAGUCCUUUUGUCCAUUUGUUCUCUGUUAUGUGACCCGAACCCCGACGACCCGCUAGUGCCAGAGAUCGCCCGCAUCUACAAAACAGACCCUGUUAGGUACAACAAGACGGCUCAGGACUGGACUCAGAAAUACGCCAUGUGAUCCUCCUCCUCCUUCCUCUUCUCACUCACUGCUGGAAUAAACUGAUUUUCUCAUGUGGCCACCCCCCCCCCCCCCCCUCCCCCCCCCUCAUCAGCCAAUAACAGCAAUUUGUUCAUUAUUACUUUUUUUUGUCCUAAAAGCUUUUAAACUCUUGAUUUUUCUCUGCUUUUCAAAGUCAAAUUCAAAAGAGGUAAACCAGAUGAAGGGCUGAGGACUCUGAGCUGUGAAUGUGCCAACUGCAAAACAAACAAACAAACAAACAAAAAAACACCAAGCAGAGUGGACUGAAGAGAGAACUGUUACAAUAAAUAAAUAAAUACUUUAAUGCAUGUCAGUGAUUGGUUCAUGUGCUGCUGAGAUUUAAAAAAAAAAAAAAAGAAAGAAAAAAGACGACAGCUGUUUUGGUUUUAUUCUGUUUUUGUUUUGUUGUUUUUAGACGAGAGAGCCGUUAGUUCAUCCAUCAUCCAACACUGUUCUCCUCUUUUUGCACUGAAGAUGAAACUCAAAGCUCUCAACGGCUGAUCGAUCAACUAAUAGCUCUGUGAUGUUUUUUUUCUCAAUAAAGUUGAACAAAUUGCA